UCGACAUCGAUUGAACCUCGUCAGUUUUCGACUGCGCUGUCGCGGCUUUUCAGGAUCAACAUGAGUUCCCAGUCGAAAACCACCAGGUCCGUCGCGAAGCAGGGUGUGUCAACUGAUCAAACCACUGGAAGAGAUGUCGGACCGUGCAUCGCCGGGUCCCACCCAGGGUGUAGAUACGCUCCAUACGCCCCAGAUGGAAGUCAGAACAACAAUGACUCGGAAGGGGAUGGGGCGUACAUCGCCGGGUCUCAUCCAGGGUGUAAAUACGCCCCAAAUGGAGGUCAGAAGAACAAUGACCCGGACGGGGAUGGGGCGUACAUCGCCGGGUCGCACCCGGGGUGUAGAUACGCCCCAUACGCCCCAAAUUGAAGUCAGUAGAACAGAGACUCGGACGGGGAUGGGGCGUACAUCGCCGGGUCGCACCCGGGGUGUAGAUACGCCCCUUACAGAGAACAAGCAAACUAAAAGUGCACCUUUACAAAUCGUACUGCUAUAAUAGGGACUGUUUGACUGUGAUUAUGUUGCUACGCGACCUUCGACCACCUUACAGUAAACAAGCCCUAUUUUGAUGGCGACAUGCUGACUCCAGUGAUGAUUUCCCCUACUGUGAACACAUUUCGUCACGUAACUAUUCUUCGAUUAUUAACUAUAUACGAUUACUGAUAUUAUUUGAAACAGUACACGUGAAUUGAGCAUGAUAACUGAUAAAUAAACAAAUACUUGUACACUACAAAAUAAAAUAUCAUUCGUAAAUAAUG
Haliotis rufescens (red abalone) is the source of this 758-nucleotide messenger RNA. RefSeq lists its product as uncharacterized. The coding region runs from base 61 to 369 and encodes 102 amino acids. The transcript has 2 exons. Lineage: Eukaryota; Metazoa; Mollusca; Gastropoda; Lepetellida; Haliotidae. The record is from RefSeq and is a predicted model, not a curated record.